CCGCACCCGUGUCCUCCUUCCACACCGCAAUCUCGCAACACAUCAGCACACACCGCUCCAAAGCAAAACCCACGGACCCGCUUCCCCUCCCCGAGAAGAAGAGAGAAGCAUCCAUGGCGCCCAAGGCGGAGAAGAAGCCGGCCGCGAAGAAGCCCGCGGAGGAGGAGCCCGCGGCAGAGAAGGCCGAGAAGGCCCCCGCGGGGAAGAAGCCCAAGGCGGAGAAGCGUCUCCCCGCCGGCAAGGGCGAGAAGGGCAGCGGCGAGGGGAAGAAGGCGGGGCGGAAGAAGGGGAAGAAGAGCGUCGAGACCUACAAGAUCUACAUCUUCAAGGUGCUCAAGCAGGUUCACCCCGACAUCGGCAUCUCCUCCAAGGCCAUGUCCAUCAUGAACUCCUUCAUCAACGACAUCUUCGAGAAGCUCGCCGGGGAGUCCGCCAAGCUCGCCCGCUACAACAAGAAGCCCACCAUCACCUCCCGGGAGAUUCAGACCUCCGUCCGCCUCGUCCUCCCCGGCGAGCUCGCCAAGCACGCCGUCUCCGAGGGCACGAAGGCCGUCACCAAGUUUACUUCCGCUUAGGCUGCAUGCCUUCCUCUAGUUUGUUAGUAGUAGUAGUAGCAGUAGAUUGAUCUGUUUAUGUGGUAGUUUAAGUGGAAAUGAUGAUUGCAAAUGAAGAAUUGUGCGGGGCUUCUUUUGGGGAACUCACUGAUCUGGAAUAGUAAUGCUUUUUAUGUCAUGUGAACAUAUCUCUGGUUGCCAAUUGAUUUUUUGUUUUGUAGAAUUGAUUACAUCGUUGAUGUUUGCAUCGUCUUGAAAAUACUCUGCUUGUGACUGGAAUAUGAUUUUCGGAA
This is a messenger RNA of Oryza sativa Japonica Group (Japanese rice), 847 nucleotides long. NCBI's taxonomy places the organism in Eukaryota, Viridiplantae, Streptophyta, Magnoliopsida, Poales, Poaceae. The record is from RefSeq and is a predicted model, not a curated record.